AUGACAGACAACUUUCAAACGAUCACUGAAGCGUAUAAAAAAUGGCUGGAAGCUAAUUUGGAGCUUGCUGGAAAUGUGAAAAUAGAAGAUUUAAGGGAUCAAAAUGAGGGAAGAGGUGUUGUAGCCACGAGGGAUAUUAAUGAGGAUGAAGUAUUGUUCAGUAUCUCCAAAGACAAUGUCCUAAAUAUUCAAACUAGUAGUUUAGCCAAUGUGAAAGACAAUAAUGGCGUUAUUUUGAAGCGUUUGAAUCAUUGGGAAGGCUUGAUUUUAUGCCUGGCGUACGAAAGAUCUUUGGGUGAAUUAUCUAGAUGGAAAGGCUAUUUGGAUACUCUGCCUACUUCUUUCAACAACUUAAUAUUUUGGAAUGAGCAAGAUUUGAAUUCGUUGAAACCGUCACUAAUUUUGGACAGAAUUGGUUCUGCAGAGGCCGAAGCUAUGUAUGAUAAAUUAUUUCCAAAGGUGGUAGCAGAACUGGGUGUGAGUGAGGAAUUGAAGGAUGUAAAUUUGAAGGAAUUUCACAAGAUUGCCAGUACGAUAAUGUCUUAUUCUUUUGAUGUAGAGGGGGAAGGCGAUGAUCAGGAUGAAGAAGAAGGUGAAGAGGGGGAAGAGGAAGGGGAAGAUGCAGAACAAGAGGAAGAGGAAAAAGAGAACCAUGACAACUAUAACGAGGCAGAAGAUGAAAACACAGAAAAGAAUCAGAGUGAAAAUGAGAGUGAAAGUGGAGAUGAAGCGUUUGAAUUUGAUGACCACAUUCUUAAAUCAAUGGUUCCAUUUGCCGAUACACUUAAUGCAGAUACUAAUCUCUGCAAUGCUAAUUUAACCUACCAAUCAGAGAACCUUGUCAUGAAAGCUAUUAAACCAAUUAAGAAAGGAGAACAAGUUUACAACACUUAUGGAAACCACCCCAAUUCUGAAAUUCUUAGACGAUACGGUUAUGUGGAAUGGACUGGAUCAAAGUUUGAUUUUGGAGAAAUCAGGCUUUCGUUGAUUGAAAACUAUUUCAUCUCUACGUAUUCGGUCGAGAAGGAGUCUCUCAAAUUGAUUGUCAAAAUUAUUGCUGACAGUGAAUAUCUGUUACAUCUUACUGGAGAAGAUGGAUCCAUUGUGGUUGAAAGUUAUGAUUUUUACAAAGACGGUGAGAUUUUGCCAGAAUUUUUAAUGUUAGUCACUCUGCUGACCUCAAUAUGUCUUUGUAAGGCAGAGGAUUUGAAAUGGUUCAAGAAGACUAUUCGCAUUUCUAAAAGAAAUCCUACAGGAAGUGAAUUGAGCAGAUUCAUUAACAGAACUAGCAAGAAGUGCUAUCAACUCCUGGAGCAAAACAUCAUCACUGAAUCAGUCAAAGAGAACAUCGGCAGAAUACUUGAUCUUCGUCUGAAAGAGUAUCCUGAUGAGAUUAAAGAACUGGUGGGGCAGGAACUUGUUGUUCCUAAAAAGAAGAACAGAGAAGCUAUGGCAGAGACGGUUUUAGUUUGUGAAUACAAAGCGUUAUGGGCUUGUAAAGAUGAAGGGUUAAAGUCCUUCAAAGUCAUUCAGGAUGAGAAACUCAUAAAGAAUAUCAUGAAGAGAAAACUUGAAGAAGAGGAAGGGUCAAAGAGAAACAAACGGAUAAAAGGUUAG
This is a messenger RNA of Komagataella phaffii GS115, 1617 nucleotides long. RefSeq names its product Nuclear protein that contains a SET-domain. Lineage: Eukaryota; Fungi; Ascomycota; Pichiomycetes; Pichiales; Pichiaceae. Gene Ontology annotation, cellular component: nucleus. Bases 1 to 1617 code for a protein of 538 amino acids. Gene Ontology annotation, molecular function: protein-lysine N-methyltransferase activity; protein binding. The transcript has a single exon. Gene Ontology annotation, biological process: peptidyl-lysine monomethylation. The record is from RefSeq and is a predicted model, not a curated record.